This is a messenger RNA of Lotus japonicus, 2670 nucleotides long. RefSeq lists its product as uncharacterized. The record is from RefSeq and is a predicted model, not a curated record. The coding region runs from base 1 to 2670 and encodes 889 amino acids. The transcript has 3 exons. NCBI's taxonomy places the organism in Eukaryota, Viridiplantae, Streptophyta, Magnoliopsida, Fabales, Fabaceae.
AUGGCGUUUCCUUUCCCUCAGGGGUGGGCACGGCCCAAAGUGAAGCUCUACGAGGGAGACACCGACCCGCAGGAACACGUGAACUUCUUCGUGGGCGCGAUGCAGUAUGCUGGGGCCAGCGACCCUUUAUACUGCCGAUGCUUCCCCAUGAGCCUUGGAAAAGGACCCAUGAACUGCAUACCGAAGACCGCACAAACUUUGGCCUUGGUUAAGCAAAAAGAGAAGGAGUCUCUGAAGGCAUUUCUCAAUAGGUUCAACAAAGAGGCCGGUGAUAUCACCGGUCUUCUCCCCGACACUAGGUUGGUCCUGGCUACCGCAGCUCUUGCACCAGGAUCGUUCCUGACCUCGCUAGACGGCAAGCCAGCCAACACCCUAGAGGAAUUUCUAGCCCGAGCAGAGAAAUUCAUAAACAUGGAGGAUGCCGCGACCCUAAGAGCCGCGAGUCAGACACUCGCGAUCAAAGGACCGCAGAAGAUGAUGGAACAUAAGGACCAGCCUUCGACCCGGGAGUCCCGACGGAAGGGUCAGGACGAACGGAAGUCGAAGCGGAAGAAGUAUGAUAGUUAUACCCCACUGAACUCCUCCCUCUCACGUAUCCUGAGGGAGAAAGCCUCCACCGACCUUAGAGACCGUCCCCCCCCACUCCUGACGAGAGGGGACAAGCUGGACUCCAAGAGAUUUUGUGAGUUCCACGACAGCCCGGGCCACAACACUGACGAGUGCCUGAACCUCAAGGACAAGGUGGAGGAACUAAUCAGAGCAGGAAGACUGUCCAGGUAUGUAGCUGUGUCGACGAGGGCCCUCCAACGCCCGCGCUCGCCACCCCCAAGGCGGACAUCUACCCCGCCAAGACACCGAGACCGGACUCCUCCUAAACGCCGAUCGGUAGAUCGUCGAGACAGGACUCCACCGCGUCGCCAGAGUCCCGAGCGUCGCGGACGAAGCCGAGAACGGAGAAGAAGCCCCGACCGCCACGGCCGGGAUGAAGUCAGGAGACAGCAUGGAAGCAAUCUAGUCAGCGUCGGUUCAAUAGCAGGAGGAUGGGCCGCAGGCGGACCCACCAACAACAGCCGGAAAAGGAGUACCCGCGUCAUCAUGUCCGCGGCUGGAAGGCCCCGACCAGGGUCCCUCCAACCCCCGAGGCAGAAGGUGGCCAUUACCUUCACGGAGGACGAUUACGGCGAGGACACCGGCGAAGAAGAUGACCCCAUCGUCAUUGAAGCCCUGAUCGGCAACGGUAAGAUCCGAAGGACACUCAUCGAUACAGGUAGUUCCGCUGACAUUAUGUUUUACGAUGCUUACAAGAGCUUAGGGCUAUCGGUGAAGGACCUGCUCCCCUACGACCAUGAUUUGGUCGGGUUCACAGGGGACAGAGUCCUACCCUUAGGAUAUUUUGAUACUUGCCUUUCCAUGGGAGAUCACAGAAUUUGCAGGACUAUAAAAGCUCGCUUUCUGGUGGUGGAGUGUCCAACAGUGUACAACGCCAUUCUUGGCAGGCCAAGCCUCAACACUUUUAGGGCGAUCAUAUCCACCCACCACCUAAUGCUUAAGUACCCCUGGGCAGGAAGGGCGGUACCAGUACGCGACAACCUAGAAAUGGCAGGGAGCUGCUACAACUCUAGCUACAGACUGGCCAGGGAGGAAAGGAAGAGAAAGAAGUCCAAAGCGCACGACCAGCAGGGCAACUUUCACGUUCAACACACCAUUCUCAUGACCGACCUCGACCCCCGCGUGGACCAGUCUAGAGACGAUCAACGCCUCAAACCCGAUGGGGAGUCCCACCCCAUCCAGGUCGGUCCCCUUCCAGAGAACACCACCAACAUAGCUCGGGGCCUACCCCGAGACCUCUCCAAACGGAUGGAAAAGUUACUACUUUCCAAUGGGAAGCUGUUUGCCUGGUUGUCAGCAGAUAUGCCUGGCAUCGACCCCGCUUUCUGCAGCCAUAGACUUUCCGUCGACCGGAAGUUCAAACCAGUCGCUGAGAAGAAAAGGCAAAUGAGCGCCGAGAAGCAGCAGGUUAUCCAGCAACAGACCACAGAGUUGCUUCAGGCCGGGAUCAUUCGGGAGGUCAAGUACACAACCUGGCUCUCCAAUGUGGUCUUGGUCAAGAAGGCAAACGGGAAGUGGCGCAUGUGCUUCGACUACACUGACCUCAACAAGGCUUGCCCCAAGGACCCGUUUCCCCUACCGAGCAUUGAUGCGCUGGUAGACAACUCCUCGGGGUACGAAUACCUCUCUCUAAUGGAUGCUUAUUGCUACAACCAGAUUCCCAUGCAUAGGGACGAUGAGGAGAAAACUGCUUUCAUCAUCGACCGGGGCACCUACUGUUACACUAUGCUGCCUUUCGGCCUCAAGAACGCAGUGGCAACCUACCAAAGGAUGAUGACCCGAAUCUUCGGGGACCUGAUGGGAAAAUCGGUCGAAGUCUACAUCGAUGAUAUCAUAGUCAAGACCCCGAAGGGAGGAGACCACGCAGCUGACCUCGCAGUCGUUUUCGAGCAGUUAAAGAAGCACAACAUGCGCCUCAACCCCGACAAGUGUACUUUUGGCGUUCGAAGCGGGAAGUUUCUGGGAUAUAUGCUCACCAACCGCGGCAUUGAGUUGAACCCUGACAAAUGUCAGGCGAUCAUGAAUAUGAAGAGCCCGCGCACGGUCAAAGAAGUCCAAUAG